Molecule: messenger RNA, 7319 nt
Organism: Ixodes scapularis (black-legged tick)
Lineage: Eukaryota; Metazoa; Arthropoda; Arachnida; Ixodida; Ixodidae
Product: alpha-2-macroglobulin
Exons: 36
Coding region: 353-5296 (1647 amino acids)
Cellular component (GO): extracellular region
Molecular function (GO): endopeptidase inhibitor activity
Source: RefSeq, a predicted model, not a curated record
CACCCAACCCCCACUCCAAGGUCACGUCAUCUCCCUCAACCGGGAACCGGAGCCGCUUUUUUUGAGAAGAAACAGAUGCCAGCAGAGCGAUGGGAUCUCCCCUCCUGGGUGGGAUUCGUAUACUUUCUCCGGAUUUCCUCAGCGAGUCGCUUUUCUAUUGCGUACUUACUCAUAGGCGCCCUUCCAGUGGCUCGCUCGCGCUUGGAGUGGUCGGUGGCUCGGUCGUGGUUUGUGUGAGUUUAGCAGUUGUCGCGAGUCUCGGGAAAAACCCGUUUCAGUAUAUAUCUUUUUAAUCAUUACUUUCUCCGUGUUUGUGUAUGGUGCAUCAACCCCUGCAGUGUACGCGAUCGCAAUGCUCCGCUGUGGUCUUCUCCUGGCGGCUCUUUGCAGCUCUGUUCUCUGGCAUCGGGUCGCAACUGCCGACAAACCUGCCUUUCUCCUGACGGCACCGCAUGCAUUAAUACCCGGCGCAACCGAGACACUGGCUCUCAACGUCCUCAAUCCCCCUAAGGAUGGGCACGCCACAAUCCAGUUGCUAGCGCCCUCUGGCCAGGUUUUGAGCGAGACGAGCAUCAAGUCUGCCGGGGGAUUUCCUCAGACCGUGUCCCUCAAUGUCCCCAAAGAGCUUCCCGUUGGCAGCUCUCUAGCAGCAAUUGGAAAGUUUGGGCGCUACAGCUUUGACAAGAGGCUCUCGGUGAAGGUGGCUGAUGGCAGUGCUGGUCUCAUCAUAAUCAUCCAGACAGACAAGCCAGUCUACCGGGCUGGAGAAGUUGUACGGCUCCGAAUCCUCAGCAUAGACCACCGGAAGCUUCCCUUGGCUAAAGAUGCUAUUGGUGAUGUGUGGGUGGAAAAUGCAAACCAUUUCAGAGUGGCACAAUGGCACAAUGUCUCCUUUUCUAGGGGUGUGCUCCAGUUGGAAAUGGAAUUGUCUAAAGAGCCUCCGCUUGGACAGUGGAAGAUAUUUUGCCGUCUCCUUGGCCGAGAAACUCGCAAGCCUUUCCAGGUGGACGAAUAUGUGCUGCCGAAGUUUGGAGUAGAGGUGGUGCCUCCACCUUACGUCUUCCCUGAGGAGACCAACACCACCUGGAAGAUAUGUGCUCAGUAUGUCUAUGGCAAGCCAGUGAAAGGACAGCUCCGGGCCCAGCUCACCUAUGGGCGGUUUCACUGGGCAUCUGAGGCCACAAAAGUACUGCCCAGCAUUGACCUUGAUCUUCCGAUAAAAGGUUGUCACGAGUUCACGCUGAAUGGUCGGGAUUUACUUUUGGCUAAUGAGGACCUGAACAGGCGUCCGCUGAUCCUGACGGCUGAAGUCACCGAAGAAGCCACCGGUGUGACACAGCAUGCGAACGUCACAGUGAGGCUGUCGUGGUCACGGCUCACUCUGGAAUUUCUGAAAGACGGUGCAGUGGCCGACUUCAAGCCAGGACUGCCCCACAGAGGAGCGCUGAUGGUAACUCAACCUGACGGCACACCAGCGCCCGGCGAGAGCGUGAACAUCUGCUUUCUGGCGGUAAACGUGACGAUGCGAGAAGUGUCCAAGGGCUGCAGGGACUUCAAGAGCGGUCCGGACGGACUCGUUCGGUUUUCAGUGCCUGGACUACGCAGCUCUCCGUCUUCCUUGAGGGUCACGGCCAAAGCAGAAGGAGGCAGCUUGAAUCCUCCGACCACCACGGUACUUCUGCAGCCAUGGAGGUCACUGUCGCAGCGCUACUUGCGAGUCUUGGCGCCGGGUCAGAAACUAAAGUGUGGCGUGUCAACACCAGUUCGCUUUCACUACACCAAGCUCAAGAACCACUCUAGUGUGGCCUUCAACUAUCAGGUGUUUUCCGGACGCCGCGUCGUCGAGCAGGGCAGGUUUGAGCCCAGGGUUUCUCAAGACGACACGGACGACAGGAUUCCAGUUGAGUCCGGACUCCAGUCCGGGGGCUUCAUCACGGCCGAGCUGAGCCUGGAGCCGAAACCCGAGUGGGGCCUGUCUUCGAAGGCGCGCCUCCUGCUGUAUUACGCCCACCCCAAGGGAGAGCUGAUUGGGGACAGUCGCCGGCUGCAGGUUGAACCCUGCACUUCAAACCCCGUAUCGAUGCAUUUUGCAAAGGACAGUGCCUACCCUGGGACCACAGUGGAGUUAUCGCUGUCUGCAGCAUCGGGCUCUCUCUGCGGAGUUUGGGCUCUCGACCGCGGUCUGUUGCACAAGGACUCCUCUGCGCAGCUCACCGCUGACAAGCUGGAACAAUUGCUGGAGCCUUUGGAGCCGAAACCAGAUCCAUCCGCGUUUUCCAGCAGCCACUGUCGAGACCGCGGGAGAGUUUUUGAAGCACUUCGCCGUGACAGGUACCUGCGAGAGCCUCUGUCUUUUCUAGAUGCCACCGCUGCAUUUGAGGAGUCGGCGGUUCAAGUACUUACAGACCUGAAGCUUGACAUUCACGACUGUGAUCUAGUUGAAGACGACUUUUGGAGGUCUGCUUUUCGAGAGUUUUCCACAGAUGUUGUCUCCCAUCAUCAUGGUUUUGACAGGACCGAGUUUGAACCUCGAGCGAACGAACCACGGGUUGUCCUACCUGAGGAGGACGUUCCUGCAGACCCUCCGAAAUCUGCGGUGUCACUCCGCACACACUUCCCAGAAACAUGGCUUUGGGAGAUGCACAAUGUUGACAGGGAGGGUUCUGUUCAGUUUCAGCGCGAACUCCCGCACUCCGUGACCCAGUGGCAGGCGGGUGCCCUCUGCUUGCACCCCACCCGGGGUGUGGGUCUUUCGAAUGCGGCCCUGGACGCCCUCCAGCCCUUCUUCGCUCAGCUCACCCUCCCCGCAGUGGCCAAGAGGGGGGAGCUGGUGCCCGUCACCGCUACCCUCUUCAGCUACCUCCAGGCGUGCGUUCCGGUGAAGCUGUCCCUAAAUGCGGACAGUGCCUGCAUGAAGCUCCUCGGCGAGCCACAGAAGCGGGAUUGCCUGUGUGGCAACGAAAGCAUUGUGCUGCGAGUGCAAGUGCGUCCCCUGUGCCUCGGAGCCAUCAACAUUACGCUUCAUGCCCUUGGGCUUGCUGAAAACAAAGGACUGUGCGACGAGGGGAAGCCGCUCGAAACGAGGCAGGCCCGAGACUCUCUCCGGAAAAGCCUCCUCGUCACGGCAGAAGGGCAGCCUCAAGAAAAAUCAACUGCAAAGUAUAUCUGCCUAAAUGGUUCCGGUGAGGGUCCUCAGAAGCACGAAUUUCCGCUGGAACUUCCACGCAACGUGGUCUCUGGAUCUUCAAGGGGUGUUUUUACGCUUUCAGGCAACGUCGGGAGUCCCGUGUCAGUGGACAGGCUGGACAAGCUGGUUCGUCUGCCAACUGGCUGCGGGGAGCAGAACCUCGCUUUGCUGGCACCCAACGUCUUUGUGCUCGACUACCUCAACUCUUCCGGAGAGCGUGGGCAUCCCCUGGAGUCAAAGCUGAAAGAGAACAUCGCUAAAGGUUACCAGAGGCAACUGAACUACCGGCACGCCGAAGGCGGCUACAGCGCGUUCGGCUCGCAAGACCCAGAGCCGAGCCUGUGGCUGACUGCAUUUGCUGUGCGGACGUUUGGGAGGAGCCGUCGCUUUAUGCCUGUUGACGAGGCCGAACUCAGCGGCAGCAUUCGGUGGAUCCUGUCGAACCAGUACGACAACGGCUGCUUCCCGUCCGUCGGCAGAGUGCUCAACUCAAGAUUAAAGGGAGGAUUGGAAGGUCAUUCCCUGGCUCCACUGACAGCAUACGUCCUGAUCUCGCUGCUCGAAGCCGGGGCAGAGAUUCCCCAGGUUUCGAGAGUGGGUGCCGUGCGAUGUCUCCUGCAAGAGCUUCAGCAGCAACAGCAAGACAGCCACACUAUGGCUCUAGCCGCUUAUGCAUUCUCUCUCUUCGAAGACUCCAAAGCAUCUGAGCUCCUUGCAUCCCUUCGUGACGAGGCUCAGCCUGGAAAUGGGACAGAAGCGACGCUCCACUGGCACAAGAACGUCUCGACAGCAGUGGCCGUCGAGACCGCCAGUUACGUGGUCCUGGCGUCCUUGAAGCUUGGCGGUCGGGCGGCUGCGAAGUCAGUCUUGCCCGUGGUCCGCUGGGUGCUGGAGCAGAGGAACCACGAUGGCGGAUUUGUGUCAACUCAGGAUACAGUGGUGGCACUUCAGGCGCUGGCAGAGUAUGCCAAGGCGACCAGCAGUUCUGACACGCGACUGCAGAUUCGGGUUUCUUCCGAAGGCCUGGGCUCCACGUUGACCGUGAAUCGAGAGAAUGCUCUUCUCAAGCAGGAGCUUUUUCUGCCCGUCGUACCCACUGUGCUGCACAUAGAAGCCACAGGAACAGGGUGUGCUUUCAUUCAGGCAACAGUGAAGUACAAUGUUCCUGCCGCAGAAGAAACAAAAAGUUUUGGAUUCUGGGUCACAGCAUUGCAUGCGAAUUGUCGGCCACAAGUCAAAGUGUGUGCGAGCUACCUUGUUUCCUGGGCCAUGUCUGGCAUGGUUAUCGUUCAAGUCAAAAUGCAGUCUGGAUACCGUUUUGAAAAGCUUUCCGGCUCACCUCAAGUGAAGAGACAUGAGGUAGACCAGGACCAAGUGAAUCUCUACUUUGAAGAGUUGAGCAAUCGCAAAUCCUGUGCAUUGCUGGAGUUGGUUCAAGAUUAUGUUGUGGAAAAUGCAGUCCCAGCCACCGUGACGCUCCAGGAUUACUAUGAGCCCGGAGUGACUGCUGUGAAAAACUACACAAUUCCCCCUUGUCUCUUGGAUGACAAUGGAACCUCUGAGGACCUCCAAGAAAUGCUGAUCCAGUCGGAAAGUGUCCAGAGCUCCCGAGUCGCCGGAGCCCGUUUCCACGGAUUUAGAAAUGUGGACCAUGAUCUGGAUUUCCCGGAGGGUCCAGAAGCGAACGCUCAGGUUGUGGUGCCUGCUCCACCAGAGUUCGAAGGAUUGCGUUCCUGUCCUCGGUGCCACGACGACUUUCCGGCCGACUUCGCUGCUCGUUACUGUGCCGCAGAGUUGGCAUUGCGGGUUGAAGCUAGCAAUGGCAGCACAAAGAAGCAUACCCUCUGGGUGAGUGAUGACCUGAGCCCCCCGUUAGAGAAGCCGGUGACCGUGGGCCGCUCUGCAAGCUACGAAUUACGUGGACACUGCAGCUGCCCUACUCUCAGCAAAGGAGAAACAUUUCUCGUCUUGGGUCCGAGCACAACGAUGUCGACCGACGAAAAGAAUGCGACGCAUCUGCAUCUCGCGCGCAACGUGGACAUAGUGCACGUGCAGGAUGCAACGAUCUUGGAAACCACCAAACUUCACAGCGUUCGUCAGCGAUGCUAGACAUUUGCUCAAAGACAUUCCAAUGCUAUGGCAGCUGCAGCAUCUAUCUGCAUGUUUUUGCAUGCUUGUGGCUUGCACAGUGCUCUGCCAGUAUACAAGGUUUUUUUUGAAGAUCCAGAUCUGUUGUCACUAACGAGGUGGGAACAGCAGGGAGGAGCUUCUGUUGUCCCGCCUCCAAUCUAAGGUUCCAACUUUCCACAGUGUUUCGGCAUCUUGCACACUUAGAGCGCGCAUGCGCAUCCAAAGCAUGUUGGAAGGCAUGGAGGCCAGGCAUUCGAAUGACACUCCCUGGUGUUAUCAUUCUGUUGGUAACUAUAGAUGUUUGUCACCAAGGUUUAGAACUUGUUUUAGAUGUCUUUAUUGGGCUGGUCUCAAUCUAAAGUAAUAUAUAUAUUAUAUAUAACUCUAAAUCUACUUGUGCCAAAAAAAUACAGGGUCUCCUUUUAGUGCUGUGUGUGACUUGGUAAAAAGUAUGAUUUCGGCAGCUUUUAUAUGUAUGGUAUCUGUGUUUGUUUGUUUUUUUAUAGAUUUUUGUAAUACCGUAAUAUCCCAAGAGAUGCUCCAACCCCCAACUCCUGAGAGAUGAUUCCCAUCCUAUUUUGGCAGGAUUUGCUAUUUUUUUUCGGAAAUUGCCGAAAGAUAGCCAGCCCACUUCUGGUAACUGCAGGGCCGUGGCCAAUGGUAGCCUCGGCAGAAAUGACGUGACUUAGCCACAACGGUAGAUAAGCGAACAUUGCUAACUGGGAAGGACAGUGGUCUUUGGUUCAUCACCCGUCCUUGCAAUGCAAAGUUUCGCAAAUCACAGUAUCUAAAACUAGUAUUUUUUAAACUUUCUUUGAUCGCACACUGAAAGAUAGCCCACUCCAUAUUUUCACCUGAUUGGCUUUCACUUUUAGGAGGGCUAACCCUCGGGGUAUUACGGUUGACUUUUUUGGUCUUUGAUGUGUAUUUCAACUUUUCCGUAACUUAUGUGAUUGUUGAUCUGAAGAGGCGUUUGAGACUUCACAAGACAUAAGUUUGACUAAGUUUUGUGUUGAUGCCGUUCGGUGCAGUAUAUAAUAUUUUAAUAAUUGUCAUUUCUCUGCUCCUGACAAUUAUUGGUUGCAUGAUUAUGAACAAGAUGGAUGGCUAUCUUCUACAGUUUCGUUGAAGUCAUCGCUCAAAGCCACAAGAGAAGCUAGUAGAACAGGGGUCUCAAACUCAUUUGAGUGUGGGGGCCAGAUAGCCUACCCCCAAAAUGUUGAGGGCCAACAUAGGGUGGGGGGUUAAUAUAUAUUGGGACAAAAAAAAUGUAAAAAAAAUAGGGAUGGUGUUUCAGGUUGCAAAGAAGCCGAGUCUUUUAGCGACACCCAGAGAUUUUCUAAAGAAGCGAUCUCGUGCUACUUGCCUUUUGUAAAAUGGUUGUUUUCUCAGUUCCGUCUUUAGCCUUGAUUUAUUCAUACAACUACUAGUUCUGGUUUGUGCCUAGUGUAAUUACAAGAUUUAGAAUGCCACUAUCCAGGUAAUGUGCUGGAAUGUUUAGUACAACUAUGAACGUACCACAUAAUCGUUACUAUGUCGCUCAAUUCACACGGAAAGUAUCAGAGUUCAAUAUGUCUCGAAAUUCUUUUCGCACGGUAAUUUUUGCUUUCAUGACAAUUUUUGUAGCAGAAUUAAAAGAAAAUACUUGUGUCUUAACGGUAUGCAAGACGAAACAUUUCUCGAUAUAAGAGAAGACAGAAUAGUGCCAAAAUGUUACAACGUCGUAAGAGCAGAGCUAUGCUUCUAGUGGAAAUGAAUGGACGACAAGAGGUCAUUAUUUAGGAAGCAUGCAGAACUCGAGGCAUAUAGGAACAGGAAUUUGCAGCAACGGGACACUUGCGGGCCGCGUCCAAGAGAGUCGCGGGCCGCGUGUUUGAGACCCCUGUGGUAGAACCUCGUGUAUGUAUACAGUCUCAUUUGUUCGUUUUCAAGGUUCUUGUCUGACAUGUGUAUCAGUUUCCCAUUUGUGUUUGUAUAAAGUAUACUUAUCAAAGUUCCAAAA